Molecule: messenger RNA, 417 nt
Organism: Parnassius apollo (apollo)
Lineage: Eukaryota; Metazoa; Arthropoda; Insecta; Lepidoptera; Papilionidae
Source: the annotation of a GenBank genome assembly
UUGAAUACUUACGUGUUUUUCCUGAUGGCCUCAAAAAGAAACAAAUUGAGCAUAGGUAAUCCAAAAUCUUUGUUUCGAGAUGAUGAAUCUAACCACGAUCCAUAUUCUGACGAUGAUGGUGAAUAUGGUUCAGACCACAAUUACGAGCCCGCUGAUGAAGAUGAAGAUAGCAGCAGUGACUACAGUGAAAUUUUCGAUGUUCAUAGAAGUCGCUUUGAACGGAAUAGACAAAGAAUUGGGUCUGAAAGCCAGAAGUCGUAUCAUGGUUCUGCUGGCGAUCAAAGCGAUGAUGGCGAGCAGAUAGACCAGAAUUCUGUUAAUGAAGGAAACUUUGGUGAAACCGAACGUGAUUCCGACAUAAGCCAUUGUAGUAUUUUCGAUCACCAUCAAAUUCAAGUAGCAGGGAAUGAGAAAUAA